Messenger RNA from Theileria equi strain WA, 2520 nucleotides. RefSeq names its product DNA-repair protein xp-G, putative. The transcript has a single exon. Gene Ontology annotation, molecular function: DNA endonuclease activity; single-stranded DNA binding. The record is from RefSeq and is a predicted model, not a curated record. NCBI's taxonomy places the organism in Eukaryota, Apicomplexa, Aconoidasida, Piroplasmida, Theileriidae. Gene Ontology annotation, cellular component: nucleus. Bases 1 to 2520 code for a protein of 839 amino acids. Gene Ontology annotation, biological process: nucleotide-excision repair.
AUGGGCGUACAACACUUGUGGGAUUUACUUGCAGCUGCAGGUUUACCUGCAAGAAUUGAAGCGUUAGUUGGAAAAAAAUGUGCGAUAGAUGCUAGUUUUUGGUUGAGUCAUUGUUUGGCAUCGGAAUCUAAUAUGAGGCAUGGUGGCGAUGUAAUUGGUGUCUUUUUUCUUCGUAUAUGUUAUUUACUGGAAAAAGGCAUAAAACCUAUUUUUGUAUUUGAUGGUAAACCUCCAGUUGCGAAAAGGAAGACUUUGAUAAAAAGAAGAUUGCUGCAGAACAAGAGAAGAAUUAACCACAAUCUUUUGGCAUUUCAAGCGCUCGCCUCUCAAAUGCGGAAAGUGACCAAUGUUUGUUUGAAAAAAACAAUAAAUAAUAGUCCAUGUCCAAAGGGUAAAAAAAAUAUUUUGGCCCUUGAAUAUGAAGUUAAUGAUACUAUCAUUCCAAAAGAUUUAAAUUUGCUAACAAAUGACAAUGCAGAUAUUACGACUUUUGCUAAAGACUAUGUGGAUAAUAAUUCAUUUAAUCCAUCAACCUCUACAAAAGAAAUAAAUUCUAAAGAUAUCUAUGACUCUCAUAUACCUUUAGGUCCUUUAAGUGUUCCAAAAGGUUUAUUCAAUGAUACAAACUGCGAGGGAGACCCCGUUUCACCUGGAGAUUUCGAACUAAACGAAAAAAAAUUAUCAUCUAUGGCUCGAAUUUUGAAAUCAACAAUUAAUUUAAGAAACAAUGAAGAUGAUUAUUAUAAAUUGGCUGAUAAAUUGAAGUACGAAAUUAUGAACAAAAUCAGAGAAAUUAACCGGGUGGAUAACCGAGCCAAAUCCAUAGAAUUAAAAGAGUCCAUAUCAGAAUACUCAAAACACCAAAUUGAAAGUUAUAUUAAGGACGUUGCAAUUAUGAAGGAAAUAGAGAAAUUAAAACGGAACAUAUCUGCCCAUUAUCCUAAUGCAAUUAAAGAUGAACUUCAUCAUCCUACUUCCAACAAUUUAUUUAUUGAAGAAAUAUAUGAUUAUAAUAGCAUAAACUUUAAUAGAAUAAAAAGGAAGAAAAGAUUUAUGAAUAAUUUGAAUGUUAUAACACCACCGAAUUUCGUUCAUAGUGAACCAAAAUUUCCACAAAAAACUCUGCACACAAAUGGUAUAUUUGACGAAUCAACCUUUGCUACUGAUGAGGAAAUUUUUGGUGAUCUCAUUUCUGAUGUACCAAAUAAUGAUAAUAACCAUUCUUUAUCUCCAAAAAAUGGCGGAUCAGACGAAGAGUUUGAAGUUAUCGAGGCUUUGGAUAUCCCCAAACAAGAAUACGCUGGUGUAAUUUGUAAUAUAAAUCAAGUUAUACCACAGAAAUAUGAAAGUUUAUUAGACUGUGAAGAUACCAUUCAAGAUAAAGCUUUAAAACCAGAAUAUAGUAAUGAUGGAAGUUCUGAGGAAAUAUAUAUCUUAUCUCCAAAACGGACUUGCAUUGAUGAAACGAAUAAAAAUGAUUUAAGAGAUGCAAACGAAGUAAAUAAUCUUCUGAAUAUAGAUCAUUUUCCUGAUUCAUCUAUGCAUGGUAUGCUUACAUGUACUGGUAACUCUAAUAUUAUCCAAGAUUAUCAUGAUGCUAUACAGAAAAUGCUAAAGUUAUUUGGUAUACCAUACAUAGUAGCCCCUUCUGAAGCUGAGUCACAAUGUGCUCACUUAAAUGAAUCUGGUGCUUGUUAUGCUGUUAUAACGGAUGAUUCUGAUGCAUUAGUUUUUGGGGCCAACCGUGUUUUGAAAAACUUUUACAAUAGUAACAUAUUUGAAGUCUAUACUUCUGAACGUCUAUUUUCACAAUUAGGAAUUGGAAGACAAGAAUUGGCACUUAUAGCGAUUAUCUGUGGUUGUGAUUAUACUACAGGGAUAAAGGGUGUUGGAAUUAUAAAUGCACUUGAAAUUAUAAAGGCAUACCCAACCUUUAAUGAUUUGUAUGAAUUUAGAAAAUGGGCAACUAGUGAUUGUGACUUAGAAACUGCAAUCUCAGAUCCGUGUCCACUAAAAAAGGCGUAUAAGGAAGCACAUAUAAAUUACCGUAUACAUUGGACAUUCAGCUCAGAUUUUCCCAAUCUAGAGGCAUACAACCUACUUUUACAUCCAAAUAUAACCAAUGAGUUUAAAUUAUCAUGGGUAACUCCAAAUAUUCCGGCAAUUCUUACAUUCAUGGAAAAAAACUCAACGUUACCAAAAGAAGAAGUGGAAUGUUGUAUAAAUACGCUAAUGACUAAAAAAUCACAACAGUUUAUAAUAGAAGACAUUCUUCCUGAAAUAUGCAGUAGUAAAAACUCAUUAUCUUCUCUAAAGCAUGUAAGGAGGACUCUGAACACGAACUUGUCGUCGUUUAGGAAGUUGGUUUCUAGUCUCAGUACAAGUUCUAGCUCUAAAAGGGUUAUGUAUAUAAAUAAACCUGACUAUUAUGUUUCAAAAAUAACAUCUAAGCGUAUGUUAAAUUCUAUUAUAUCGAUCAAGGAGCGUUGCCUUAAAUCAAAAUAUAGUGAUUCCUUCUAA